Vitrella brassicaformis is the source of this 2843-nucleotide messenger RNA. Lineage: Eukaryota; Vitrellaceae. The record is from the annotation of a GenBank genome assembly.
CCGUUGGUUACUUCAUCUUUGAUUGCUCUUGUGCCAGCGAGUCUACGCAAUGCAAGCUGUGAAACAGAAACGUAGACUCAUGAGAAAAAGGCAACUUGCAUCCAUCCGUCCAUCACAAACCAGCCACAACACGCAGUUGUGCGGUUUGUGAUGGAUCAGAGCAGUUGAUAUGUCAAGAAGGUUGCACUAGCCUUUGAAUGUCAUCAGGAACAUGUGCCAUCAUGAGCAGCGCCGACUUGAGCCCCUCUUGACCACGCACGGUCCUAUGCUGCACAGCUGGUGCAGUUUGCCUCCGCUUCGCCGGUGGAGAGAGGCGUCGAGGCAGCUCCUCCGGUGCGCCUGGCUGCUCCAAGCCAUGAGCAAGCGAUGAGCGGGUGGCUGAUCGCGAUAGAGCUUUGCAGGAUCUGAGUCCGACGUCGUCGCGCUGUCUGGCCAGUUUUGAGUCAGCAGGCCGAGUUUCAGGGAUCGAUUUGCUUCGGAGGUCGCGGGUGAUUGAAGCAAGAGCCUGGGACACGCUAACCUGUGCCACCUCUAGAGGUGAGGCUGUCUCUGUAUCCACAUCAGCUUGACACUCCAGCAGACUGUCCGAAGACAUCAACAGCUGAAACAGGUCCUGAAACGACAACUCGAUGUGUGCGAUGGAAUCACGGUCUCGAAGGAGAGUCACCUACCUGUGUUUUGGAUCUCUUCUGGAGCAUCGCUGCUGACUGUUGGGGUCUGAGACGCAUAAGCCUCAGGGCCUCGUCGAGCUGUCUCUCCCACGCCUCCUCCUCGCCCUGGUGGCCACUUACAUCACUGUGCACCAAAUUGUAGGGCAUCAGCCUGGACGGAAGACCUGGAGCAGCCUCGUUUUAGACAUGCUUUUGACAUGAGUUCUUUUCCGCGGUGGCUGGCUCGUGUCCACCCACCUGCUGGUGCUUUGGCUGCAGGCUGGCUUUUGCUAUCGGCUGCAGCGGCUGUGUCCGUCUCUCUUUUUUUCAGCUUUCUACGCAGCUUGGACGCCAGAAACUGACAGUAAAUGUUUGGGCAAUGGGAAGCGUCUGACGUUUUGUCAUGACUUACAAUCGUCAAUGCAUCCCUCAGAAUCUCCUUCUUCCUUUCCUCCAUCUCUUCAUCCGGUUCUUGGUCCUCCGGCGGCCCCCACAAAAAAGCGUCCUCUUCCAUGUCUCCGUCCACCAAUUCCGCAACCCCCUUUCGCCCAUUGUCUUGCUCCUCAUCCGCAAAUAUACGUGAUUGCUUUAGAGCAGCGAAGGGCCCAUCUGUCAAGGCGGCUCGAAGACGGGUUAUGGGUUUGUUGCUUCUGGACGUGGCAGAAGAAGAGGAGCUCUGGCGCUCGACACCAGCUGCAGGCCCACCAUCCCCCGCCCCGCGUGUCCUUAUGGCUGGGGGGCCCGUCAGAGACUGGCAUCAACAAAUGACACCGCAGAAUGAAGCUGAGAAAGGUGUCAGUGGCAGUUGAAUACCCUUCUCUGUGCUCUGAUGUCCAGGAAGCGGCUGAGGCUGCCCAGACAAUCAGUCAUCCACAGAGACAUGACGAGCACAACAGGCGGAAACUUGUUACCUUCUACUCCUCCGACGUCUCAUUUCUCUCUCAGACGGGAUCCCGCUGCGCAGCAUCUGUUUUUGCACGAGUGCUUUGAAGUUCUGGAUGCAAGCUCUGUUGCACAGCGACACGCAUAUUAAUGCAGAUACUGGUGUCCACGUGUAAGUGUCGUCAGCGGUACCUCAAUGAAGAGAGGACGGUCGGCGUCCCAGUUGGUUUGUUCUUUGUCGAUAGCUCGGCUAGUCUGCCGAUGAGGGCGCUCUGGUGUCUUCCGAUCUGUUUGUUUCGAAAGUCAAGAUCUAUGUCCACAUCCAUACCGCCUCGUCUGUGAGGUGGAGUUGGACACAACAAAUUCGAUACAACACGUACGUCUGACUAGAAUAAGAGCCGCUCCAUACGAACCUGCGUGCGUAGGGGUUGCGCGUCUGCGGUGACUCAUCCUGUCCCUUUCGGCGGCUCCCGCUUUGUUUCAUUGCCAGCUCUGGCCGCCGAACACGUGCCGACGGGAGAUUUCCAGUAAAAGUGUAGGUACUGCGUGAACGCACAUAGUGGGAGAUCCCCAACCAACCAACCCUCCGCCCUGCGCCCAUCCUGUCACCUCGGCCAAAAGUAUAGAUGCAGUUCGGCGAGGUCGCUGUGCGGCAUGUAACGGAUACUCUGAGAGGCACGCACUAGGCUUUCCAGUUAGCACAUAUUGUCACACUUUCUCUCACCGACUCAACCUCCUUCCAGCGCUGCUGCAGAUUGGCAAGCUCAAGCUCGACGCCCUAACGUUGCGAAAGGAGAAGUGAUCCUGGGCGGUCUCCCCUUUUUCAGGUAAGCUCACCCGUUUUGCCAGCUCCUCUGCCCUCCGCUCCCUUUCUCUCUGUUCGGCAGUCUUCCGCUUCUUUCCAAGACGAGAAUGGGAGCUCGCGGGACGCGAAGAGGACUCGUGGGAGGAUCUCUCAGGCACAGCUCCUUCGGGUAUUCGCAACGUCACUGCUGGAGUUCCUUGGACGCCCUGAACAGAUGGAACAACGAAUAGAUGGUCCUUUGAUCAAUAGCGGAUGCCCUUCAUGUUCGGUACAGCUUUCGCGUAUGACGCUCGGCGCUGCGUGAUCGAUGAACGGCGGGGCAUCGGAAACGGCUGUCUCUCAGUUUCAUCACUUCCACCGUAGUACAUCAGAACAUCAGAGAACUGGAGGCGUACACAAAUUGAGACAAGCAUCUGAAAUGGGCAGGUACUUUUAGACCUCACCUCUCUCAAAGAUAUCGCCCUUGUUGUGGAGGCAGAGAAAGCACACGAAGACAGACUUUCCAU